CAUCCUCGAAGUACUUCAAUCUUCAAGUACUCAUCGACACCAUCAGACAUCGUGUUAUCAAGCACUCUUCUCAGACCCUGUUCACGCAAGCACACAGUACUCCCUCCACUUACACCUUACCACACCACCAACAUGCAGAUCAAGACUUGUGUUCUUGCCUUGGCCCUUGGGGUUAGCUGUCUGGCAGCUCCUUUGACUGUAGAGAGUAGAGGAUAUGGCAUCUUGUCAACUGGCGAAUCAUCAUCGGAUUCAUUGUCAGGUUCUCGAGCUAGAGGAUACGGUAUUUUGUCGACUGGGGAAGAAUCAUCACCGUCGUCAUCAUCAGAUUCGAAACGAGGCACAGAAGUAACACUCCAUUUCAUAGAAAUAUCAGAGAGCUCCUGACUGACCCCUUUACCAGGUAUCUACUGGGAGUUCCCAAGCGCUUGAGAAAAGAACGGGAUUCGGCUUGCUCAGUUCUGGCGACGAUGCUUAAACGGGAGACAAGACGGGCUAGACGGGCAUAUGGCAUACAUCACAAAGAAAAAUAUGGUUCUCCUAUAUUCAAUUUCAGGGACUUACUAAGGAUAGACUUCCUUGAAUGUGAUCCGGGGUGCUGGGUUUAGAUAUGGGGUCUCGCCGACCAUUCAAUCAUUAUGAGAUUUGGUGUCAACUGAUCGCUUUAGACAAUUCAAUUAAAAGUCGUUUCUAUCUUAUCUUGAAUCAUUGCGAUUCUGCUUUCUUUGGCAAAGCUAUUACUCUGGAAAUUCUGUACUCCUACAGAUGCAGCCCGAUAUUGCAGAUAUCACGAUAG
Molecule: messenger RNA, 793 nt
Organism: Pseudomassariella vexata
Lineage: Eukaryota; Fungi; Ascomycota; Sordariomycetes; Amphisphaeriales; Pseudomassariaceae
Exons: 2
Coding region: 133-384 (83 amino acids)
Source: RefSeq, a predicted model, not a curated record